GCGGGUAUCACUAAAAAAUUUUGACAGCUCAAAAAUGAAAUGGACGCGAUAAUUUCAACUCAAUGCAUUUAGAAAUUCCCAUGCAAAUUUAAGAAAAUCGACCGAUUGUGUGUGUUUUUGUGUUAUAUAAAUUAAAAUGGAUAACUUAAAGCAGUUUAAUGCCAUGGCGUCAGAUGACAAUAACUGGCGAACUCCAAGCUUUCGUCAAGGUGUGGUCACGAAAAUAGAAGAAGUCAUUCAGCGUUCGGGCAUGCAAGUUGCUAGAAACAGCAGUGAGAUGGAGAACCAUGUGUUUACGAAGGCCAAGACACGUGAGGAGUACAUGAAUAUGGUUGCGAAGCUCAUUUUGCAUGUCAGAGAGAUGUCUCAACCAAAACAAAACCAAGGUGCACCAAAUAUGCAGGGACCCAACCAAAACCAGGCAGGGCCUAAUCCACAAGUACAGAACCAGCCUGGCCAGGCCCAACAGGCGCCAAAUAACCAGUCUGGCUUGGCCCCAGAUCCCAUCAACGCCUUACAGAACUUAGCAUCCCAAGGCUCAAGGAACCAGAUGAUGAAUAUGGGGCCUCAGGGCCAGAUGCAGCCUCAAGGGGUUAUGGGACCUAACCCAGGGAUGGGAGGCAUGCAGCCUCAGAUGGGUCAACAAGGCCCGAUUGUGUCGCAAGGGGGCCCACAAGCCCAGACGGCCACGAAUUUGCUGCAAACAUUAACGCAACGGCCUCAGAUGAAUAUGCAGCAACUUCAAAGCAAAAUGGGAGGAGGAAUGGGGAUGGUCCCAAAUCAGGGCCAAAUGGGAAACAACAUGAUCGGAGGCAUGGGUGGCAUGGGGAACCCCAUGGGAAGUCAACUUCAGAACCAACUAGCCGGUCCGGGUAUGCAGGGCCAAAUUAUGCCCAACAUGUCCAUGCAAAACACCAUGUCAGUACCCAUGAGUGGCACUAACACCAUGGGACAACAAAUGGGACAGUGCAAUCAGGUGGUUGGCGGUAUGGGGGGACAGAUGGCGCCAAAUAACAUGCAGGGACAAAUGCCAGGACAAAUGGUGGGUGGUAUGGGCAACAACCAGAACGUGAAUCUAAACAUGCUACACAUGCAAGGGCGGGUGCAGAACAAGCCCGAAGUGGUGGGCGGCAUGCUGGUGGGCGGCUACCCGCAGGUCAGGGCGCCGCCGCCCAGCCAGUUCCUGAGGCGGAGUCCCUCGCCCUCCGCGCCCUCGCCCAACAUGAGCGGGCCUAGUCCUGUGGGGAUGGGCGUGGGCGUGGGCGGCGGCGGGCCGAUGCCGUCUCCUUUGUCCGGGCUGGGCGCGCUGGGCGCGUGCGGUGGCAGCCCGUCGCCCUCGGCGCCGCAGACGCAUCUGCAGCACCACGCGCCACCGCAGAGUACAGCCCGGUCGAGUUGUGGCAGGCAUGACGUCACAUUGACGCUCUGGUACCAGAGUAAAUACAAAUGA
Molecule: messenger RNA, 1450 nt
Organism: Ostrinia nubilalis (European corn borer)
Lineage: Eukaryota; Metazoa; Arthropoda; Insecta; Lepidoptera; Crambidae
Gene: MED15
Product: mediator of RNA polymerase II transcription subunit 15-like
Exons: 7
Coding region: 137-1450 (437 amino acids)
Biological process (GO): regulation of DNA-templated transcription
Molecular function (GO): transcription coregulator activity
Source: RefSeq, a predicted model, not a curated record